CUCGGUACCAUGGCACAAAGCGUGUUCUCCUCGACGUUUCCCAGUAGCGCGCCGUUAGCAACCAGUGAGUCCCUUCGCCUUUUGGUGAGUGCGACGCGCUCGUUCCCCGCUCUUCGCUGACCGCCCCUUGUAGAAAAGCCAAAGAUGCAUACUUACAACACCAGACAUAACCCGCACUACGUUGUCCCAACGGAGGAGAUUCCGCAUGCUGAAGACAUCGCCGAGCCCAGCACGAACCAGGGGGGCGGCGUCCGGUGGCGCUGCUCGGAGGAACCUGAAGUGAAAGUGGAAGAGGACGACAGCGAGUACUCCCCCUCUGAAUACUCUGAGGAGUCCAGUUCCAGUUCCUCUGGCGACACCGAACUCAUCGACAACGACGGCGACAGCCGGAUGGGGGACGAUACCGAUGCCCGCUUCGUGACCCCGCAGCGGGAAAUCCCCUAUCGCCCGGGGUCCGUCGCGGAUACGCCUAGGCCGGGGCGUAUCCUCCGGCACGAGCCACGCGCCGAAGGUGGAUUCAACUUUUGGCACGAGCGAGACGGCGCCGUGAUGCGCCUAUCCUUCGGCCGGGACGGGCUGCUUGGGGGCGCCACGGCUGGCGCUGAAGGGCAGCAACUCCCGCUCGACCACCCUCAAGUCCUCGAGGCCUGCGAAGACGUCCGGCGGAGCGUUUCGCCUGCCGUGAGCGUCGCCAGCGACGCGACCGUCAUAGUCGACCCGCGCGCGACGCCCCAGCCGACGCUUUCCAACGGUGCGAUGCCCCUCGUCCGCCAUCCCACCUGGCCAGAGGGGUUUGACCCCAACGCGCCCGGCCCAUCCAGAGCGCGGGCGGGCGGCCUGUCCACGAUCCGAGAGGGCAGCGAGGAGGUCCAAUGGCCGCCGCGGAUCCCCAAUCAGAACCCGGGCAUGCGGAUUCGGCGCAACGACGAAGGGCGAUGGGUUAGGGAG
Trametes versicolor FP-101664 SS1 is the source of this 948-nucleotide messenger RNA. RefSeq lists its product as uncharacterized. The annotation marks the transcript as partial. The record is from RefSeq and is a predicted model, not a curated record. Lineage: Eukaryota; Fungi; Basidiomycota; Agaricomycetes; Polyporales; Polyporaceae. The transcript has 2 exons.